AUGUCAAUCGCUAUUCCCACAAACAGUCGACAAUUUUAUAAAAUUUUGAAAGAUGAAGGUCUACUGUCACAGUUUCUACGUGAACAAAAUCUUAUUCAACGGCAUGACCAACAUAAAUAUCAUUGCGGGUCUCUGAUGACCGAAGAAAAUCCUGCACCAAAAAUUGCUGCGUUAGUUCAAGUUUCGCAACCAACUGUAGUGGAUUGGUUGAAUUUCUUACGUGAGGUAUGGCAGGAGGCUUUCAAUGAUGCAACACAAAUGGGUGGUGUGGGUAAAAUAGUUCAAAUAGACGAGUCUUUGUUUCGAGAUAAACGAAAAUACAAUCGUGGACGUUUAUUACUUGGUAGCCUAAACAACAAUAACAAUAAUAAUGUUAACGUACAAAAUUCGAGUUCAUCUUCAGACAGUGAAUAUGAUGAUUAUAAUAAUACUGCACAACGAACUAACAAUCGCAAUUAUGGAAGACGAGUCGAAGAACCAUGGAUUUUUGGCAUCGUUGAACCAACAGAAGAAGGCCAAGAAGUGAGAUUCUUUCAUGUUGCUCGUAGGGAUGCUGCUACGCUUAUUCCCAUCAUUUGGAAGCACGUUUAUCUUGGUACAACAAUCUGGCCCGAUCAAUGGAAGGUCUACUCAAGACUUCAAACAGGAUAUGGCUAUGAUCAUGAGACAGUCAAUCACAGUCGGAAUUUCGUCGAUCUUCGAACGGGAUAUCAAACCCAAUUAAUUGAGUGUUUGUGGUCUCACGCAAAAAACCAAAAUCUUACGAGCAAUGCGUGGAACCCCAUCACUAAAUUCGCAGUUAACAGAAUACUGGUAUCACACUACUCAUCAGAAUAUCUUUCCAUCGAUUCUUGA
Rotaria socialis is the source of this 855-nucleotide messenger RNA. The record is from the annotation of a GenBank genome assembly. NCBI's taxonomy places the organism in Eukaryota, Metazoa, Rotifera, Eurotatoria, Philodinida, Philodinidae.